AUGUCCCAGGAGGCUGACACACCGGAUCUCAAGGCGAGUCAGUCAAAUCCAGAGAAAGUCAACCCUUAUUCAAGUAUCCAAUCACUACUGAGCUUUGAAGAGCCUCAAGAUCUCCAAAAUCAAGUAUCCUCAAUUCAAGCGGCGACGUUAGCACUUAUCUGGAAAGCAAACGAACGUCGAAAAUACCUCGAUCAUGUUCAACGUCAGCGUCAAAACAUAGCCGAUGCCGUCAAGGAGUUAGACAUACGGUUGCACAUAUGGCUUUUAGACCUGAAAAUUGAGGUGGCUGAACUGGACAAUGUGGGAGAUAGAGGAGCAGAUUUAUAUCGAAUUGCCAGGGAUUCAUGUGAAAGAAUAAGAAAGGCAUUGCUCCAAGUAAUAAAUAGGCUGGUGGACGUUGAAGGAUCCCAAGUGAGCGACGUUAAAGAGUCCCAGGUGGACGUUGAAAGGUCCCCAGAAGUAGGGGAUAAACACCUAAGUGGACUAGGAGGACGCCACGAUAGCAAUGUCAUCGGUAGAGGUGACGACGAUACAGCCGGUAGGCGUCAAAGCGAGAUAGGAGGCUAUCAUGAUCAAAGUACUUCAGAUGAAGGCGACGACGACGACCAAGCAGGCAAUGAUCAAGAAGAAAAGGCAACUUCGCCCGAGCAAGCGGCUUUGCAGUCCUGUGUCUCAGCGCAUGCAGCUUUGCUCGACCUGAUCACUGUCGCCAAAGCGCUCAAGGAAAUACGACUCUCCGAGACCAGACGUGGUACCGAAUACCAUACAAGGAAGAAGAUAAUGGAAAUCCAACGCGACAUUCUAGGGACAGACCUACGUUCUCAACCGACUCAGGCCGGCACACCUACAGAGGCGCCCAGUCAGAGGAUGGACACCAAGCACAAGAAACAGAUCAAGACGAUAUCAGAACAAUAUGCUAAAUACUUCGAGCACCAGCCCGAGGGUUUGGCAGUCUACACGCGUCUUGACAGCACGAUGCUCAGGCCAGGCAUGUGCGGAUACUUUGAUGUCGACGGCGCGUGGCGGACCAUAGUCGACCUUACAGACUCGUCCGAUUUGCAAGCUCGGGGUCUACCUGCUGUCGGUCAGCUCACAUGCUCACUUGAAAAGGACCAAAACCAGGAGAAUUGGAGGAUCCGGAGGUCAGAUGAUGUGGUGCAGAAGCAAGUUUCUGCCCCUGUAACUGUCGAGUAA
Messenger RNA from Cladophialophora psammophila CBS 110553, 1194 nucleotides. RefSeq lists its product as uncharacterized. The transcript has a single exon. The record is from RefSeq and is a predicted model, not a curated record. NCBI's taxonomy places the organism in Eukaryota, Fungi, Ascomycota, Eurotiomycetes, Chaetothyriales, Herpotrichiellaceae. The coding region runs from base 1 to 1194 and encodes 397 amino acids.